Sipha flava (yellow sugarcane aphid) is the source of this 1207-nucleotide messenger RNA. RefSeq names its product SAP domain-containing ribonucleoprotein-like. Gene Ontology annotation, cellular component: nucleus. The record is from RefSeq and is a predicted model, not a curated record. Gene Ontology annotation, biological process: poly(A)+ mRNA export from nucleus. The transcript is spliced from 8 exons. Bases 307 to 1143 code for a protein of 278 amino acids. Lineage: Eukaryota; Metazoa; Arthropoda; Insecta; Hemiptera; Aphididae.
UAAAAAGUAUAAACAAACAUCGGCCGUCUCACGGGCACCGCACGCAUUUCUUUUAGGAUACUUACCGUAGUAAUUUUGUCCCUCGUCCGAUGUAAGUGUGUACUUCGGCCUUAACAGUUUUCACUAUUUCUAAGUUUUCAAUCGUCUUAUAGUUUCGCGGCUCAUUGGUUUCCCCGGUUUUGUGUUUAUUGUUAUUAUUAUUAUUAUUAUUAUUAUUAUUAUUAUUAUUUAUUUAUUAAAUUUAUUUAUUAUUUAAUUAUUUUUUUUUCUGGUAUCGAUUUCUACUUAUUUUUUUCAUAACUGUCAAUGAUGUCAGACACGAGUAAUGCUAAUAAACUCGAAGAACUCGGCAAAAUGAAGGUUAAUGAUUUGAAGAAAGAAUUGAAAGCAAGAGGUUUGAGUACAGUUGGAAAUAAACAAGAACUCAUUGAUCGUAUGAUUAAUCAUUCAGAAUCCUCAGUUUUAGAUAUCGAGGAUACCGUGCUGGAUGAGCACAACAUUCUAGAUGAAGAUGAUGCUCUAGAGGAUGAUUUUGGCGAUUCGGACAUUGAUGAUUCAAAAGUUUUAGAAGAUAGUGCAGAGAAAGAAGAAAUCAAUGUUGGCAAUGGCAUUAUUCAUGAAGAAAAGGAAGUUCAACAGGUAAUUCAACCUAAAAAGGUAACAUUAAAACGUUCUUCUGUAACCGUGUUAAAUGGUGAAGAUAAUAAAGCUAAAGAAGAAGAGAAAGCUAAUGAAGAAAUUGAUGAAUCAAUUAAUAAAGACCGCAUUAUUAAGUUAGAUGAAGUUGAAACAAUGAGUCAAACUGAGAGAAUAAUAAUGAGAGCUAAAAAGUUUGGAAAUGAAGUGUCAGAGGACAAAAAAUUGGCUCGAUUAAUUAAAUUUGGUGCUGUUACUGAUCAAAAACCAAUAGCCAAUGCUGAUAAUGAUAAAUUGAAAAUGAGAGCCGAGAGAUUUGGUGAAACAGUUUCUAAAACUUUGCAUGAUAGUGAAAAAGAAGACAAACUUAAAGCUCGUGAACUUCGAUUUGGUUCUAUUGACAAAACAGUGUUUACUGCUAUUAAAAAGCGUAACAAUGGAAAUGUAGGAAAACAAAAAAAUACCCAAGGCGGUAAGAGAAAUUUCCCAUACAAAAAACGGUAUUAAUAACAUUUUUCUUUUGUGUAAUAUAUUAACAAAUAAAAUGUAUAUUUAAUUUUUUCUUAUAUUA